Messenger RNA from Anoplopoma fimbria (sablefish), 3605 nucleotides. It is a transcript of the gene gdpd5a, whose product is annotated as glycerophosphodiester phosphodiesterase domain containing 5a. The record is from RefSeq and is a predicted model, not a curated record. The coding region runs from base 739 to 2499 and encodes 586 amino acids. Lineage: Eukaryota; Metazoa; Chordata; Actinopteri; Perciformes; Anoplopomatidae. Gene Ontology annotation, molecular function: glycerophosphodiester phosphodiesterase activity. Gene Ontology annotation, biological process: lipid metabolic process; positive regulation of neuron differentiation. The transcript is spliced from 16 exons. Gene Ontology annotation, cellular component: plasma membrane.
GGUAAAAGUGACUGAUAAUUGAGUGUGGUAUUUAUUGUUUAGCAAACAACCCGCACAGGCUUUUACAUUUUUUUUUUUUAAAGAUGCGUCGAAUGUAAAUAAUAAGCCAUUGGUUUACAACUUUUACUAAAGGUGCUUCAUUAGGAAACAGAGACUGAAACACUGUUUUAUUUCAGGUCCUUUUACCUGCGACAGAGACGUUCUCCACACUGUAAAAAGAACCCGUUAGAACGCACUAUGUAGUCCCUGGGCUCGUCUAAAAACUUGCUUGGAUCGAGAACUUUUUGCAGUGUGCUCCACAGCUCCACCCACACCGUGUCUGACGGAUUACAGCUUUUUGAACUCUUCUAUGAACACCGAAGGUACGACUUUACUUCAGGAUAAACUAUCCUAUAUGAGCUAUUAUAGCACCAUAUAUUUAACUUAUUAAAGCCGUCUCUCUCUGCUGGAGUGGACCGGAGUGUACCGCAGUUUACCGGAGUUUACCGGAGUGGACCGGAGUGUACCGGAGGCUGAUGAGUGCCGCCGCUCCGCCGCACACGGCCGCUCAAAGUCACUUCACAGACUUCUGUGAAUCCGUAAACUGUGAAGAGAAGACAUUAUGUCAACAUCCACGGAGAUAACUUAUUAACCCAGAGCUUGCUCACUGUCCAGGAUUUAAAAAACCGGCUGCGGUGGAGGGUUCCCAGACCUGUGUGGGAUGUUAACGGACUGGUGGCGCGUUGAGGCUGAAGGAGCAUGGUGAAACACCAACCCUUGCAGGUCUAUGAGAAACAGGUCUUUGUGUCCUUCGUCACUGGGAUCUAUGGUUGCCGCUGGAAGCGCUACCAGCGUUCCCAAGAGGACAGCUCCAGGUGGGAGUGUAUAUGGUUCAUCAUCUUGUGCAGUUCAUUCCUCCUGCUUGUCUUUUGGGCCUACUUCUGGUUGGUGGCUCAAAAUGAUUUCAACGAGUUCAACUGGUCAGUGUACAACCGCUCUGGAGAAUGGAGGGACGAGACAAUCCCCAUCCUCGCAUCCACCACUGUGGGAUUCAGCUACAUCACAUUCUUAUUGAUUUUAGCCCUUUUCCAUAUAUCCUUGGGCCAGCAGCUGAACCUCUACUGGGUUCACAAGAUCGGAGUGUUGGCUACGUUGCUCACCACUAUCUCCGGCAUCAUCUCCGUUGACGACAUAUGGGGAGAUGAGUGGGACAUCCUGCUUGUUUCACUGCAGUCCACAGCACCUUUCCUGCACAUUGGAGCCUUGGUGACAGUCACAGCUAUCAGCUGGUUGGUGGCUGGAUAUGUUGUCCGCAGAGAGAGAUCCAAUUUCCAGGUGAUGAUGUUGCUGAUCUACACGGUCAUCCUCCUCGCUGUGUAUUUGGCACCGCUCACAUUCACCUGCCCCUGCAUCAUGGACCGCCACAGCCUCAGACCGAGACCAGACCUCAUUGGUCGAAGGGGAGCUCCCAUGAUGGCCCCUGAAAACACCAUGGUGUCCUUUAACAGAGCCCUGCAGUAUGGAGCCAGCUCCCUGGAGGCAGACGUCACUAUCAGUGUGGACGGGGUUCCUUUCCUUAUGCGGGAUCGCACGUUGAAACGAACGACAGAUGUUCGUAAGGUUUUUCCAGCCAGACAGUAUGGUGAUGCCUCUUUCUUUAACUGGACUGAGAUUCGCUCUCUAAAUGCAGGCCAGUGGUUUUUGGAGAGUGACCCCUACUGGACAGUAGAAACCCUCACAGCGAGGGACCGCAGCCGAAUAGGCAACCAGACGGUCUGCAGUCUGGUGGAAAUGCUGCGUCUGGCGGCCAGGGCCAACGGCUCGGCGCUGCUCAACGUCCACCGGCCUCCACCAGAGCACCCACGCCACCGGACCUGGUUCAUGGACACGCUGUGGGCUGUGCAGAAAGCAGGGAUUUCCCAGAAGAGGGUGAGGACUGUGACGUGGACCCCUGACACUGACAGGGGGAGGGUGCGAGGGCUUCAGCAGACCGCAAACGAGAAGCUGUCAGUGGAAGAGAUAAGGCAGAGGGGAAUAACCAGCCUGACCCUCCACUACAGCAAGGCCAGCCACAAAGACAUACAGGAGUAUCUGGCCAAUAAUGUGAGUGUGACUGUCUACCCAGUGAACGAGGCCUGGCUCUACUCCAUCCUGUGGUGUAGCGGGGUGCCUUCUGUGUCCUCCGAUGCCCCCCAAGUCCUCCGAAAGGUGCCUUACCCCAUCUGGCUCAUGAGUCAGAGCGCUUACGACUUCAUCUGGAUCACUUCGGAUCUGGUCUCCCUCGCCGUAGUCAUUGGGAUUUUUGGUUUUCAGAAGUGGAGGAUGAGAGGGAUGCAGAACUACAACCCGGAGCAGAUCAUGCUGAGCGCCGUGGCGCGUCGGUCCAGUCGUGAGGUCAACAUCAUGAAGGAGAAGCUCAUAUUCUCAGAACUCAACAAUGGGCUCAGCAGUACAGAGGAGCUGUGUCUGUAUCCUGAGAACGGUUAUGCCACAUACUCUCAUGGAGGCCUCAGUCACUGAACAAACCACACUGCUACAGCUGGACGUCUGAUUUCAGAGCUCCACUCACUGCACGUUGUUUUGACGUCAGAAGGAAGAAGGAGCACAGCGAGGAAACUGAUCCAGUAGUCAGCUUACACCUGAAGUUAUGACGGCGUGGAUACCAAAUUAUAUCUAAAGUAUUUGGCCUAUUGAUUCUUUUUUUUUUUUAAAUAACACAAGUUCUAUGUGAUACAUGUAUUUAUGUUAUAUACUUUUGUAUAAACUGUUUUGCCAGUAUUUUCAUUGAAAAUAGUUCACCACUUACCUUUAGCUGUAAAAAUUCAUUUUCUUGUUUUCAGUGUUAUAAAAUUGUUCAAAACUCUCCACUGGGACCACAUGGCUGAGUACGUAUUCAUGUCGUCAUCACUUCAGGGGUUAGCUGACCGAUGAACAAAUGUCUCAUGAGGAGUCAGAUGCUAUUUCCUCCAGAACCGAAUCCAUUGACCUGGUGAACCUGGAAUUUGUGUCUCUCAAAAUGUUGUUUAAAUCUUUCAUUAACAUUUUUCCCAGAAACAUUUUGUGAUGUGAGCAGGGAUUGGGCCGAAAUUUAUUUGACUGCCACGAGAAAAAAAAUCUGUUAGCUUAAAAGACCUUGAAGCUAAUACCGGAUGUAAUGUUGUUAUUUUUAUUUUUUUUAUUUUAUGUAUUUCGCUGUUGUUUUAUACCAGAAGGAAAGGGAGGUUUAGUGUUCUGUAUUAUAAACUGAUGUAAAUAUUAGUUGUUUUUAUUUUGUUUUUCAAUGGUUUGGACUGAUCAAUUGUAUAUUUCCGUUUCCAUUUCUUACCAUUAUGACUGAUUUCCUCUUUUAUGCACGAAAAACAGAAUAGAGACUACAUGAAAACGUUUUGGGGGCUGUUUGGGGGUAUUGUGAGCAUAUUGUGAUGAAUAUUCGUUUCUGUCAUGCCAUGAUUGAUAUACUGUAUGGUCAUAUUAGCUAUUACAUCUUUCACAUGACUGCCUUUUUGUUAAAUUAAUGGACUGGUAGUAUAACGUUAAAUAUUUUUUUGUGUAGUCUUUUAGUAAAAUAAAAGGGGUACAAAUUUUUUGUUACAGAUACACCGCUGCAGCCGCAGACAUGUCGGCAG